CACUUUGGUUCUAUAAAAAGAACCUCAAACACGAUUCAUCUCAAGCUUCAAUCAUAUAAGCAAACUAACACUUCUUAUCCAAGUCUCAUUUGAUUGAUAUAUGGCUGACGGUGACCAACACCAUCAAAACCAAUCCCAAGUGGUAGUGGUCAUGGUGCCCUUGCCAGCCCAAGGCCACCUCAACCAACUCCUACACCUCUCUCGCCUCAUCUCCGCCUACAAUAUCCCCGUCCACUACGUUGGCGCCGCCACUCACAACCGCCAAGUCAAGCUCCGAGCCCACUGUUGGGAUCAAGCCAAGCUCCAAUUUCAUGACUUUCCAACCCCACCUUUCCUCUCCCCUCCUCCUAACCCCAAAGCCACAAACAAGUUCCCCUCUCAUCUCCAACCCUCCUUUAAAGCCACCGCCCACCUCCGCCAGCCAGUGGCGAAGCUCUUACGUGAGUUGUCACCCAAAGCAAGAAGAGUCAUCGUCAUCCACGACUCCAUGAUGGCUUCAGUCAUUCAAGAUGUUGCUUCUAUACCAAAUGGAGAGUCCUACACUUUUCACUCCGUCUCUGCCUUUACCAUUUUUUUGUACCUGUGGGAAGUAAUCGGAAUGCCGAAAAAGCUCGAGAAGCUCGAUGUCAAGCUCCCAGACGGCAUCCCGUCUCUUGAAGGUUGUUUCACUAUUGAGUUCAUGAAUUUCCUUGGUGAACAACAUGAACACCAAAAGUUGAUGAACGCAGGGAACCUUCACAACACCAGUAGAACCAUUGAAGGACCAUACAUAGAUUUACUAAACAGGAUUGGUCAGCAGAAGCAUUGGGCCAUAGGGCCAUUCAACCCUACUACGGUUGCAAACCCUAAUAAUAAUUCAAAUGGUAGUAGGCACAAGUGUUUGGAAUGGUUGGACAAACAAGAACAAAGUUCAGUGAUGUAUGUGUCUUUUGGGACAACCACAGCCAUGAAAGAUGAGCAAAUUCAAGAGCUGGCAAUUGGGUUGGAGGAAAGCAAGCAAAAGUUCAUUUGGGUUUUGAGGGAUGCUGAUAAAGGUGACCUUUUCAGUGAUGGGGAGGUGAGAAGGGCUGAGCUGCCACGAGGGUAUGAAGAGAAAGUGAAAGGUAGGGGAUUAGUGGUUCGAGACUGGGCCCCACAGCUGGAUAUCCUAUCCCACAAAUCAACAGGAGGGUUUCUGAGUCACUGUGGGUGGAACUCAUGCAUAGAGAGCAUCACCAUGGGGGUCCCUAUAGCAGCUUGGCCAAUGCACUCUGACCAACCAAGGAAUACUGUUUUGAUCACAAAGUUGCUUGGAGUUGGUUUUGUUAUGAGGCAUUGGGAUAAGAGGGAUGAGCUUGUCACGUCACAGAGCAUUAAAAAUGGUGUGCAGAAAUUUAUGUGGUCGGAAGAAGGGGAUGAGAUAAGGAAGAGGGCGGCGGAGUUGGGGGCUGACGUCCGCCAGUCGAGGGUUGAAGGUGGAGCUUCUCACAUGGAGUUUUCUUCUUUUAUUGCUCAUAUCACUAGAUAAUAGUAUUUGUGCAUUAAUUCAUCGUUUCAUAGCUCGAGCAAAAUUUAAGAAUCUCAACCUCCUCCUUUCGACUUUUUAAGUGUUUCCCUUACCAGAAGAAGAAGAACCCUAUCUCGAGAGAAGAAGAAGAACCAUAUGCGUUGGCAGGCACUACCUCUAUUAGAAAAAUGGUAUAAAUGAUAGUACAAAUAGAUGGUAAGUGUGAUAUUACUUUUUUCAAUAAUAAAAAAUAAACAAGUAACGAUUUUAUUUUA
Messenger RNA from Malus domestica (apple), 1761 nucleotides. RefSeq names its product zeatin O-glucosyltransferase-like. The record is from RefSeq and is a predicted model, not a curated record. Lineage: Eukaryota; Viridiplantae; Streptophyta; Magnoliopsida; Rosales; Rosaceae. Gene Ontology annotation, molecular function: UDP-glycosyltransferase activity.